AUGACGACAACUAGCUCAGGCAUCACGCCUGCCAUGGCACCACCACACGGCCUGCAGUCGAAUUUCGUCGACCCUCCUACCAUGAUGUCCAUCGCCAUCGCCGGCACUGCCAUCAUCCAUCUCUUCACCAUACCCUUCGUCUUCGCACGCGCAUACGUCAAUGCCUUCGUCACGAAGAAAUUGCACAUCGAGGACUACCUCUGCUACUUGUCGUACACUGGCUGCAUCGCCUAUACUGCUGCAAUUGUUCGUGCCGAAUCUGUUGGUAUGGCGCGACACAUGUGGGACAUGCCGCUUUCCGCCUUCACGAACAUCUUGUACAUCUGUAAUAUCGUCUUUGUAUGCUAUACCGCAACUGGUGGUUUGGCGAAGACAAUGGUCUUCCUGCAGUUGAAGAAAAUCUUCACCACCGGAGCGUAUGACGCCGUGUUCUGGGUCAUUGUUGUCUCUUUGGUGGCCAACGCCAUCUUCUAUACCGCCAUGUUGUUUUUGUACAUCUUUACUUGUUGGCCUCGGGAGAAGAUCUGGAACUCGACGGUAAAAGGACAUUGUCUCGACAGUAACAAGCUGAACAUAGCAAUGGGGACGCUGAAUGUCAUCAGCGACAUGGAGGCUUUCGCAGUACCACUCUGGGCCAUCUGGCAUCUCAGUAUGGAGUUGAAGCGGAAGAUCGGCGUGUUUGCGAUUUUCGGUGUAGGCGCAGUGGCAGUUGUAAUUGGCGCUGUCGGCUUGUACUACCGAAUCGUUCUGUUGGAGCAACCAGACUUUAGCUGGCUCUUAACACAAGCUGGUCUGAUAUGUAUGGCUGAGCUUGCUAUCGUCAUCAUUGUAGGCUGCUGUCCAUAUGUUCCGCGUUUCCUUCACAUUAUAAGACUGCGAGGAGCUGAGAACAGCAACACGGCUGAGAAACGUUCUUCGAUACCGUGGAAGCCGACUGCAAGACUGAACACCUUCGACAAAUAUCUGACAACCAGAUCUGGUAUGACGAAGUUAGAGCCCACAAACUCCGAAGAGUGUGUGGAGAUGCACCAAUACAAAGACAUUGCAUUGCAAAAGCCAGGCUGCAUUGCAAAAGGUAGCGCGAAUGUUAGGUAG
Messenger RNA from Ascochyta rabiei, 1095 nucleotides. RefSeq lists its product as uncharacterized. Bases 1 to 1095 code for a protein of 364 amino acids. NCBI's taxonomy places the organism in Eukaryota, Fungi, Ascomycota, Dothideomycetes, Pleosporales, Didymellaceae. The record is from RefSeq and is a predicted model, not a curated record. The transcript is spliced from 3 exons.